CGUCCGCUGGGCUUUCUCAGAACCUUCCUUGUUGGAACAGACUGAAAACAAUGUGGGCACUGGCUUUAAAUUUGUGAGAAUUGGGCAAUAAUUUACUUGGGUGUGAUGCUUUUCUACUGUGACUCCUUUGCAUCUAGAUUGUCAUGGCAGGGGAGGCAGAAUUCCUACCUGCUUGAUCGGUUGCUUGCAGCUGAUCUUCAAAUAAAGACCGAACAAUUUUUGAAGGCCACUCAGAGAAAAACUGAAGACUUCUUCAGCAAAAACUCCAGAGUAGAAAUGAAUACAGAUAGUGGUGGGUGUGCUCGCAAACGUGCUGCCAUGUCUGUCAAAUUAACUGCUGUGAAGAGGGUUCAGAGUUCUCCAAACCUAUUGACCGCAGGACUUGAUUCACACUCUCCAGAUUCAGCUUGGAGAGCAUUUAACAAUGGGAGUAGAGAGACACUGGAUGGAGACACUAGCAGCUCCUCUCUUGCAGCAAAAGGCUUUCGAAGUGUCCGUCCAAAUCUUCAAGAAAAGAAAUCGCCAGUUCAGCUUGGAAACCAGAAAGUAACUGCCCAUGUGAUGGAGGUAAAUGCUUCACAGACCCACAGACAAACUUCAGCUGAAGCGUCACCACUGCCUCCUCCUCCUCCUCCUCCUCCUCCUCCUCCUCUGGUAUCGAUUAACAGACCCUCUCUCUCACCCGACAGUGGCACCCACGUAACAUCAUUUAUUUUGCCAGCACGUGAUGACUUUUGGCCUUCACGCUUUUAUAGAACCCUGGCCCUGUCACGCUUCUCAUAUGCAUACCCGUUCUUAGCUCCUCCUGACAAUAUUAUCCAUAGGACUGAGACGGCCUCUGUCAUGACAGACUCGGCCAUGAGUGAGUACUCCUCUUGCACGGCGAGCGAGUCCUGCACGGCCAUUCUAGACGAACUGCAGAGUUGUCACUAUGAUACUACUGACCGUUCUGAAACACCUUCCCCAACUCUGAGCCAGAUGUCUGCCGUGUCAGAUGGCACCACCUUAACCACCGCUGCUACCGGCUCUCAUGCUCAUGUAACAGUGAAUGGGACCUCUAGCUCAGCUGUCAGCCCAAUGAGUCACUUUCAAAGGCCGUUCUCCCCUUCCUUGGCAUAUUCCCCACCAACCUCACUCAAUUCAAGCACAGUUCUCCUACAGCAUAGCAGGACGAUGGAAUCCACAGAGACGUACUCCCAGCAUGCGCAUUCUGUUGGCGGCGGCAGCACUACCAGUACAAUACCGAUCUGUAGAACUUCUGAAGAAGAGAAGAAAGUUACAGUCAUUAAAGCUCCACAUUAUUCAGGGAUUGGCCCAGUUGAUGAAUCAGGAAUCCCAACUGCAAUUAGAACGACAGUUGACAGGCCGAAGGAUUGGUAUAAGACGAUGUUCAAGCAAAUUCACAUGGUUCACAAGCCAGAUGACGACACAGACAUGUAUAAUACUACAUAUGCAUAUAAUACUGGUAACUUCAGCCCGUCCUUUUCCACUCAAGCACAUCCUGCUGCAAAGACUCAGACGUACAGACCGCUGACAAAGAGCGCUUCAGACAAUAGCACUGAAGCCUUUAAGGUCUCCUCCCCUGUGCCUCCAACACCUCCAGCACCACCAAUUCGUCCACGGCAAAGAUCUGCACCAGAAAAAAAUGACUGGGACCCUCCCGAUCGAAAAGUGGACACCCGCAAAUUCCGUUCUGAACCAAGGAGCAUUUUUGAGUAUGAACCAGGGAAGUCUUCAAUUCUUGAACACGAAAGACCGACUGGUCGCAUAAACCCAGAUGACAUAGAUUUAGAAAAUGAACCCUGGUAUAAAUUCUUUUCAGAGCUGGAGUUUGGACGCCCGCCUCCUAAAAAGCUCUUGGAUUAUGUUCAAGGCAGUCCUUCAGGUCUUUCCAAUGAGACUUCCUUGUAUUACAGUCCAACAGACAGGGCCUUGGAUAGACCACCUAGUUCUGCAAGUACUGCAAGUGACUACAGGAAAAGGAGGAAGUCAGAACCUGCGCUGGUUCACCAGAAGGCACAAAGUGAGCAGAAUGCAAACCGGGCCAGUCAGGGCCGUCCAGAUACACAGAGCACGUCCUCUACCCUUAGAAAGCCUGUCGCUAGCUCUUCUCCAUCUUCUCCAUCAAGAGCAAAAGGUGGGGAUAUUAGCAAAGCAUAUUCAUCCCUUUCCGGUUAUUCAGUGCCCAACCACAGCACCUCAAAUGAAUUAGAUUACUGUAGUAGAACCUAUGGGCAGCGUUUGGCUGUCCCAAGUGACUCAAGAAGGGCAAUCAGCUAUAAAAAUGGCUGGCAGAUGUCCCGCCAAAAUGCAGAAGUCUGGAGCAGCACAGAAGAAACUUCCUCUCCCAAGCGGAAAUCUCGUAGCUGUGACGACCUGCUAGCAGACGAACACUGUCACUUUCCUGACCCGCAGAAUAAGUCAGAAAGCAUGGUGUCUCUCUUAUGUGAGGAAGAUUCCAAAGGUGGAUCUUCACUUCCCUGGGCCUCUCCAUAUUCUGAGAGCCGUGGUUCCGGUAGGUCAAGAGCCCGCCAUCGAUCCGCACACGAUGCCCCUGGCUUCCUCAAAAUGUAUAAAAGAAUGCACCGCAUCAAUCGUAAAGACUUGCUCAAUUCAGAGGUGAUUUGUUCUGUGAAGUCCAGGGUAUUGCAGUAUGAAAAAGAGCGGCACAGGGGCCUUUUGCAGGGCUGGAAGGAAUCCUCCGCUGGGGAAGUGCCCAGAGAUAUGGUGCCCAAUAGAAUAUCUGAAUUUGAGAAACUAAUUCAGAAAUCGAAAUCGAUGCCAAAUUUAGGCGACGAAGCAUUAUCCACAGUAACCCUCCUUGAACCUCCUACAAAUGGUUUGUAUGGAAAGCGGCGGUUUUCUAUUGAGUCCUUGCUGGAGGAGGAAGAUCACAGUCGGCAUGCUGCUCAGGUACCAAGGAACCGCAAAUCUAAAACCGUGGUGCCAAUUCAUAUUGAAGUCACCAGUGAGGAUCCACAGAGAUCUCAUUUAGAAUAUUCCGACAGUGACCAAGAUGGAGUGGUCUCUGACCUCAGUGACUUCAUACAGAUAGAAGGCUCUUCUUUCUGUAGCGAAAGCGAUUUUGAUCACUUUUCCUUUACAUCUUCUGAAAGUUUUUAUGGGUCAGCCCACCAUCACCAUCACAAACACCUGAUCAGCUCCUGCAAGGGGAGAUGCCCAGCAUCGUAUACUCGCUUCACCACCAUGCUGAAGCAUGAAAGGGCUAAACAGGAACCGACUCCUGAAGAGCCUCGGAGACGAGACCCCGACCCCGGCCUCUCCAAGAUCGCAUUCCUAGUCAGCCCAGUGCCUUUCCGGAGGAAAAAAACGACAGCUCCCCAAAAGCAGGCUGAAAAGACUCAAUGCAAAUCUUCUGUCUUUGAAGCCCUGGACUCUGCUCUUAAAGAUAUCUGUGACCAAAUCAAAGCAGAAAAAAGGAGGGGCAGCUUGCCCGAUAACAGUAUAUUGCACAGGCUUAUUUCUGAGCUGCUUCCAGACAUUCCUGAAAGGAAUUCCUCCCUUAAAGCUCUUAGAAGGAGUCCAAUUCACAAGCCUUUUCAUCCACUGCCUCAAGAUGGUGCUAUUCAUUGCCCAUUGUACCAGAAUGAAUGCGGAAGAUUACCUCUCAGUGCCUCUUACCAAGACAUGGAUCCAGUGAACAACAGUAGCCAAGAAAACGAUAGUGUACUGUGUUUCCAAGACCAGGGGUCUCCUGGGAACUAUUCUUCAGCUUUCACUGAUGUGGGUCGAUGUACUCCAAAGGAAAGAAGAGGAACUCCAGAGAGAGAGAGACUGCCAGCUAGAGCAGUAUAUGAUUUUAAGGCUCAAACCUCUAAGGAACUGUCCUUUAAGAAAGGAGAUACUGUCUAUAUCCUCAGGAAAGUGGAUCAAAACUGGUAUGAGGGCGAGCACUAUGGAAGAGUUGGGAUUUUUCCUAUUUCUUAUGUUGAGAAACUCACUCCCCCCGAAAAAGCACAGCCAGCAAGGCCACCACCCCCUGCACACAUUGGAGAGAUUGGAGAAGCUGUUGCCAAAUAUAAUUUCAAUGCCGAUACAAAUGUGGAACUGUCACUGAGAAAGGGAGACAAAGUAAUUCUUCUCAGACGAGUUGAUCAAAACUGGUACGAAGGCAAACUACCAGGAACCAACAGGCAAGGCAUCUUUCCUGUGUCCUAUGUAGAAACCGUGAAAAAGAACACAGCUAAAGGGGCUGAUGAAUAUCCCGUUCCUCCAAUACCCCAGAGCUAUUCCAGUGACAGAAUACACCAUUUAGGUUCAGCUAAGCCACAGCGCCCUGUGCUUGCUCAUGAAAAUAUACACAGUGGGGGGGAACCGUUUCAGGUUCUAUAUAACUAUACUCCUAGGAAUGAAGAUGAACUGGAGCUCAGAGAGGGAGAUAUCAUUGAUGUGAUGGAAAAGUGUGAUGAUGGAUGGUUUGUGGGAACCUCCAGAAGAACAAAAUUCUUUGGUACUUUCCCUGGAAACUAUGUCAAGAGGCUGUGAAAUUUUGUUUUAUUUUUUCCUACUUAUUUAUGCUGCAUCUCUGCAACACAUCUGCAUAUAAAGCUGCUAGAAAAACAUGCUCCACCAGCCUUCUGUUUUCCUGCUUUGCAGUACCGAGUAGAAGCCAUCUAGCUCAUCUCCACCACCCCAUCUUCAUCUGCCAGCCCAGCAGUAUUACCGUUAACGUCCACGAUGGAAUAACGGAGGUGGUUCCCUUAGGGAAUGAGGAAUUAGUUCAACCUUUAGUACAUUUUUUCCUAAGCCCCUCCCAAUUUGAAACACGUAACUAAGAGAAAAGCUUAAUGGAAGGGUCAGCACGACACUUCAUGGAAUAACCCAUAUUCACUAAGGGGGGAAAAAAUGUUCACCUCUUACUGACAGCAGAUGGUGGCUUUCAAGUAUUUAAUUGUUGUUUGAGACCUUCACGUUCUUUUUAUGCAUACGGUACUUUGACUUUGCUGUGUCACAAGUUUGCCUGUUUUACUCAUUUGUGAUACAAGGUAAUUACUAAAAUAAGGCAGUUGGUUGCCACGUCCGUGUAUGUUGCAACAUAUGCAGAGUGACUGAAAAGGUUCAAGAAGGAAUCAAUCAAAAGAGAGAAAGUGAGAACACUUGAUAAAGUCACAGUUUCCAGUUGCACUUCAUAGGGCUUGUGCCAAUGUCCACUGAGAAAGCUGGGUCAUAAAUUGGUUUGCUUUCUAAAUAAGGGCACCUUCAGACAGUAUGCACAAUUGCAUUUUCAACAGAUGCUGUCAGUGCAGUGCAGGAUAAAUGUGGAAAUCCUCAUUAAAUAUCUUCAUGUGUAUAGGAAAAUGCAACAAAUGAAAAGGCAUCUCGCUUUCUGCCCUGGAGCAUGUUAAGGUCCUAAGUGGAGUCCCUCUGCACAGAGCCGUGGGCACUGCCAGUGCAAGAACAUCAUUAUGUAUCAGUCUCUCUAGAGAAAAUGUACAAGUUCCUAUUCCCAUCACUAAUAGUAUGCAUGAAAUGAGAAAGACACUCAUAUAUCCUAUAUUUAUCCAUAUCAUUAACAUCUGACGCAUCUCCAAAAGAAAUUGAGUUUACUUCUUGACAUUAAGGAAAGUACAGAAGGCCUAACGUCUUGGGAAAUCAUGGACAAUUAUGAAGUAUGCCAACAAUGCAAGUGAUUUAUGACAUACAUUUCUCUGCUGUAUUGACAAAUGAUGUCGUAGGAGCAACACAACAUUUGAGAAUCUAGUAUUCAAAAUUCAUCUUUUUUCCAAAGUUUUGGCAAAAAAAAAAGUUAACACAAUGGUUUUUUUUUAAAACAUGGCUGCCAGAAACAAAAUACUUGCAACAGUUUCACAUGCUGAUAUUAUUUUGCGACAUAUAGAAGAACAUACAAUAUACAUCAAAGUUAUACUUUUUCCUAGCAAUAUAGUAUUAAAACAAAGUUACAAACAUGAGAACUAAUACAUGUGGGUGGAUUUUUAUUCACAAAACAGGGUUGAAUAUUUGAACACAGUUUUCAUUUUCCUUAUGCAAAGAUAGGCAUAAAUAGCAUAGGAUAAGGAACACAAAACUUAUCAUAUCUACAGCUUUAUGGAAAACAGUUCAAAGUUUGUUUUGCUGGCACCUUAUAGAAGAAAACAGUUACUGUGUUUCUUUUGUGGUAAAGGACAGAUCUCACAACUAUUCGUAGUCUUGUAGCAUUUUGUACAUAUGUUUUGCUUUUUGUACAGAGCCAUUUAUUGUUGAUUUUUUUCCUCUGAAAAAAAUCAAGUUGUUUAUUUGAUUUUCAGGCCCCCCAUCCCAUUAAUAAAACAUCUCAUUUUCUUUACUUGCCCCCCCUUCCCAUGUAUAAGCACAUUUGGAUAGUGCAAUUCUGUAAAAUAACACUUUAUGCAAAAAACAUUAUUAACUAUGAUAUGGUUUUACCAGCCAAAUCUUUAAAAAAAGUACAUAUGUCUUUAUUAUGGAGAAAUGUCAAUAAGCCAGAUAAAGAAACAUCUUUGUGCUGCAUACCUUUAUUACUGCAAAUUUCAUGGCAAAAGCUUGAUAUUUCAAAGGCUUUCCAUUAUAAACUAGAUGUGCAUGCAGCUUUGCUGUGAGAUUAAUACCUAUCUUUGAUGCCAUUUAUGAUGGAAAACUUAAACGUAUGUUGCCUGUGAUAUUUUUUUAAAAAGCACUGUUUCUACUCUGUAUCUGAUUUUAAUAGAACAAGUUUUUCAUACCUGGCUUUCAGGUACUUGACUUUGAAUUCUUACAUGCAAAAGGGUCUCUGUCUCUUCCCCCCCCUUGAAUAGACUUCUAAUAAAAUUUGCUUGGAGUA
Messenger RNA from Eublepharis macularius, 6796 nucleotides. RefSeq names its product sorbin and SH3 domain containing 2 (gene SORBS2). Gene Ontology annotation, cellular component: neuronal cell body; plasma membrane; dendrite. Gene Ontology annotation, molecular function: protein binding. NCBI's taxonomy places the organism in Eukaryota, Metazoa, Chordata, Lepidosauria, Squamata, Eublepharidae. The record is from RefSeq and is a predicted model, not a curated record. Gene Ontology annotation, biological process: Notch signaling pathway. Bases 106 to 4506 code for a protein of 1466 amino acids. The transcript has 26 exons.